UGGAGUCGAGGGAACCAUGGCGGUUUGGCGUUCGCAGAGACAACACAAUGCAUGAAACAUGGCCUGCACCUGACCCCCUGGGGCGUUUGACGACGGGCGUCUAAUUAUGGCCUGCACUCAAGAUGCUGCACAGGAGAUUUUACAGGCAAACUAGGCUCAGUCGUCUCAAGUGCAUAUGCAGGGAUGGUGAUGUGAAGCUUGGAAAUGGACGUCUGAGGUUCCAGGGCUGAGUGAUGUCUUGGCCGGCCGCCGGCGUCACCCAGUCGCGCCUACCCACUCGAAACCUCCGCAGACCUCCUUCCCUUUCUCCAAGUGCGAUCCUCUCCGUAGUUGCGCCCUGUUGGACGACGUAUACACCCGCCUGAAUCCCCCGUCGCUUUCUCCCCUGCUGCUACACAGAGGGCGCCGUGCCAUACAGGGAACGCCAUACCGCAUCCGAACUCUGCAGGACCUCCGUCAUGGACUCGUCCGACUACUUCACACCCGUCCGGGAAGACCGAGAUGCUCCAGGGCCGCAGACUGAAGACUCGGAUACCGACAUGGCCGCCUCUGCCACCGCUACAGCCUCCUCUUCGCGCUCCACCAUGUACACAUCACCACACCCGCGCAAGCCCGGCCGCAUGUCUCGAUCGGGGGCACCACGGCCCAUAAUCACACCUCAGAGUCCCUUGAGUUCGACCAUACCGCACAAUCUCCUUCCCUCGGCGCCUGCUUCACCGCCUACACCGGCGCCCAGUCCUACGCCGACCCAGCGAGUGCCCGACUGGAGCACCGCAGCCGAACACGAAGAUGGCGACAUCAAGAGCAUACGAGCGCAGUUUGGCGAUAUGAACAGGGCGGAGCGGAUGCGAUUGCUGGGAGAGCUGCUGAAUUUAUGCGACAGUCAGGAGUUGAGCUUCGUGGCCGAGUUUGUCAGCCCCAGGUUAAAAAAGGACCCCUUCAUGGUCCUUCCCACCGAACUAUGCUUAAGGAUUCUAGAAUGCGUCGACGACCCCACCACCCUCGCUCGGGCGUCGCAAGUGUCCAAGAAGUGGCGCGAACUCGUCAACGAUGACAGUGCCUGGCGGUUGCUGUGCCAGAAGUACUCCUUCAGGGCUCUGUCGAGAGAAGAGAGGAUCGAGGAGGAUGACGCAAACGAUGAGAUGGAGGAUACCGACGCAAAAUCAUGGUGGCAGAACGACGAGCGCGCACCCAGGAUAGAAGACGUUACCGAGAGAGAACACGUCGAAGUUGGCCCAUCAUCAACUGGCGGCGCUGAGGGUCUCCGGACGCAGAGCCUCGAUCGAGCCGCUAAGAGGAAGCCAUCCCAGCGGAAACAGCAGGCUACCACAUACCGAUCGCAUUUCAAGCAGCGAUACAUGGUUGAGACGGCAUGGCGGAAUGGAGGAGUAUGCGACGCGCGGCAGAUUACCCCAGAUCAGGGUGUAGUAACCAGUCUGCAUCUGACGAACAAGUACAUUGUGGUUGCGCUCGACAAUGCGAAGAUACAUGUUUUCGACACAGUAGGUGAUCACCAGAAGACGCUCCAGGGACACGUCAUGGGCGUAUGGGCCAUGGUGCCUUGGGGUGAUCUUCUGGUCAGCGGUGGAUGCGAUCGCGACGUGCGCGUGUGGAAUCUUGCGACUGGGUUUCCCCAGUUUACCCUCCGCGGCCACACCUCGACAGUCCGAUGUCUGAAGAUGUCCGAUGCGAACACGGCUAUAUCUGGGUCAAGGGAUACCACACUUCGCAUCUGGGACCUCAAGAAGGGUCUAUGCAAGCAUGUGCUCAUUGGUCACCAGGCUAGCGUCCGAUGCCUCGAAAUACACGGCGAUAUCGUUGUGUCUGGCAGCUACGACACCACAGCGAAGAUCUGGAGCAUAUCCGAGGGCAAGUGUCUGCGCACACUCACUGGUCACUUUAGUCAGAUCUAUGCGAUCGCCUUCGACGGAAAGAAGAUUGCGACAGGUAGUUUGGACACCAGCGUCCGGAUAUGGGAUCCCAACGAUGGCAAAUGCCUGGCUGUGCUACAAGGCCACACCUCGCUCGUCGGACAACUUCAAAUGCGUGACGAUAUCCUUGUUACUGGUGGAUCAGACGGCUCGGUCCGCGUGUGGAGCCUCGCAACAUAUCAGGCUAUUCACCGAUUAGCUGCCCAUGACAACAGCGUUACGAGUCUACAGUUUGACAACACCAGGAUAGUCAGCGGUGGCAGCGAUGGUCGCGUCAAGGUCUGGGAUCUCAAGACUGGUGUUCCCGUACGAGAGUUGAGUAGCCCUGCCGAGGCUGUCUGGAGAGUCGUAUUCGAGGAAGAAAAGGCUGUUAUCAUGGCCAGCCGGGGCGGUCGCACCAUUAUGGAGGUGUGGGACUUCUCACCACCUGCCGAAGAGGAUUUCGACUCGCGAUCCUCCACCCCAGCGAGCAUGCCCGAUCAUCUGGACGUCGAAUACAACCGACCGCGAUCAGCCAUCCUUCCUGCAACAUCGCCACUGGUUCAAGAUACUGGUGCAGGUGACGUGACCAUGGCCGAUGCAAGCGAUUCAUAAGGAUACGACCAGCUAUGGUGGAGCACGACUAGUGCAGUAAAGGCUUUCAUGUGCCAUUCUGGCCUUCAGAUACCACAGCCAUGACG
This is a messenger RNA of Alternaria alternata, 2611 nucleotides long. Its product is annotated as F-box/WD repeat-containing protein pof1. The record is from RefSeq and is a predicted model, not a curated record. The transcript has 5 exons. Gene Ontology annotation, molecular function: protein binding. The coding region runs from base 459 to 2525 and encodes 688 amino acids. Lineage: Eukaryota; Fungi; Ascomycota; Dothideomycetes; Pleosporales; Pleosporaceae.